Messenger RNA from Peronospora belbahrii, 435 nucleotides. Lineage: Eukaryota; Oomycota; Peronosporomycetes; Peronosporales; Peronosporaceae. The record is from the annotation of a GenBank genome assembly.
AUGAAAAGUAAGUCAGCUGAAAAUUUUAAAGACAAGCAGUACCAAGCACGUGCAGACCUUACAACGCGCGAUAUCGAGAAGCUCCGCACACAGGAUGGGAUACCAUCCUGUGGGCUAGCUAAUCGCCAGGGGACCGGACUUUCGGUUGAAGUACAGCGGUUGCAAGUGACAAAGCGUGCUCGGUUUUUUCAAAGAGGACUAUCAUGCCAACUGAAGCUUGCUAAGGCGUUCAUGAUGCAGCUUUUUAUUGAAGCACAACAGAUCGUUGUUGUAGAUUUGUGGCCCGUUGACUUAGGCGCUUGCAUGAAUGACGAUGGAAUAGUUGACUGCCGUGGCCAGUUUCUGAUUCUUAUAUCAAAAAAAAGCUGCUUUUUUGCAGUGACUACUUUUGCAUGCAAUAGGUUUCAAGCCGAAAUUUCAUUUUGUGCUCUGUGA